This is a messenger RNA of Canariomyces notabilis, 714 nucleotides long. Its product is annotated as 2,3-diketo-5-methylthio-1-phosphopentane phosphatase. The transcript has 3 exons. The record is from RefSeq and is a predicted model, not a curated record. Bases 1 to 714 code for a protein of 237 amino acids. Lineage: Eukaryota; Fungi; Ascomycota; Sordariomycetes; Sordariales; Chaetomiaceae. Gene Ontology annotation, molecular function: acireductone synthase activity; magnesium ion binding.
AUGGCGGCCCCAAAGAGGCCCCGGGUGGUGCUGCUGGACAUUGAGGGCACCGUCUGCCCUAUCUCAUUCGUGAAGGACGUUCUUUUCCCUUAUGCCCUGCAAGCACUUCCAGAGACCUUGAAGACACAAUGGGACAGCCCGGCAUUCGCCCCGUACAGGAAUGCCUUUCCGCCGGAGCAUGCCGCCUCACCGGCGGCCCUAGAGGAGCACGUCCGGGACCUCAUGAGUCGCGAUGUCAAGAUCUCGUACCUAAAGAGUCUCCAGGGCUAUCUAUGGGAAUCGGGCUACAAGAACGGUGAGCUAAAGGCUCCCCUGUUUCCGGAUGUCGCGCCCAAGAUUGCCUCGUGGCGCAACGCCGAUGACGGCGGCGGCGUCCAAGUCAUGAUCUACUCAUCCGGAUCCGUGGCCGCGCAGAAGCUCCUGUUUAGGCACACAAACGGGGAGCCGGCCGAUUUGACGCCGGACAUAGCCGACUUCUUCGAUACGGUCAAUGCCGGCCCCAAAACCGAGACAUCGAGCUACCAGAAAAUUGCGUCCAAGCACGCGACCAUCCCCGCCAGUGAAUGGCUGUUCCUCAGUGACAAUGUGCUGGAGGUUGAGGCGGCCAAGAAGGCUGGCAUGCAGAGCUUCGUCGUCGAACGGCCCGGCAAUGCCCCGCUUUCAGAAGGAGCACGGAGAGAGCACAGGGUAAUCAAGAGCUUUGACGAGCUAUAG